Olea europaea var. sylvestris is the source of this 1975-nucleotide messenger RNA. Its product is annotated as probable glycosyltransferase At5g03795. The coding region runs from base 696 to 1745 and encodes 349 amino acids. The transcript is spliced from 3 exons. The record is from RefSeq and is a predicted model, not a curated record. Gene Ontology annotation, molecular function: glycosyltransferase activity. NCBI's taxonomy places the organism in Eukaryota, Viridiplantae, Streptophyta, Magnoliopsida, Lamiales, Oleaceae.
CACACGGGAUCUCAUUUAUAUGACACUGCAUAGAUGAAAAAAAAAAAUUAUUAGAGUUUUGGUGUGCGAGAAAGGUACAGAAACUUGUACUUUUGUUUUUCGGUAAUUCAAUAGCUGUUGCAGCGUUCCUGGGGCAAAUUAGUGGACAUAUAACUAACACUGACACUGAACAACUGUAUUAUAUAUAUAUAUGCGUAUUUGCUCUGUUUGCUUCUGAUUUUUUGCUCGAUUUGUUAUGGCUUCUAAGUGUUGGUUUUGGAUUGUAUAUGUGGUUGAAUUUGUUCAGUUCUUAUGUGUUAUGCUCUUCCGUUUCGAUGUUAGAAUCCUGGAAUUCGAUUCUCAUCAGUGACUUUAAAUAGCCAAUUAUGUUGAGAUUCGACAGGCACCGAUCUUUUUGUAGCGCAUUACUAUCAAUUUGCAUCGUAAUUAUUCUGGAUAUCAGGGAAUUGUACAUAAAAUUAAGAAAAUGACUAUUAUUCUGCAGAUUAAUCACCACUCUACCUCUUGACUUUGACGUGAUUACUGGUUUCAAAAUUAAACAGGUAUUGGAGAAUGAAGAGGGCCAGACAGGUGGGAAAAAGAACAGCAAUUUAGAACAGCUCGAGGCUGGUCUUGCGCAAUCCAGAUCAGCAAUAAAAGAAGCUCGACAUAAAAAUGAAACAUUUGAUGACCCUGAUUAUGUCCCUCGAGGUCCAAUGUAUUUGAACCCCAGUGCCUUCCAAAGGAGCUACUUGGAAAUGGAGAAGAAGUUUAAGAUAUAUGUCUACGAGGAUGGAGAACCCCCUGUUUUCCAUUACAGUUCUAUGGAGGGCAUUCUAGGGAUAGAGGGUAUUCUCAUUAAUCAUAUUGAGAUCAGCAAAUUUCGUACCAAAAAUCCAGAAAAGGCCCAUGUUUAUUUCCUUCCAAUCAGUGUUCUAUCAAUAGCCCACUAUGUUUAUGUGCUCCAUAACCGAGCAUGGACUCCUCUGCAAAAUGUAGCCGUAGACUAUGUGAAUCAUAUUGCUGGAAAGUACCCUUACUGGAAUCGAAGCCUUGGACACGAUCAUUUCAUGCUUGCUUGCCAUGAUUGGGCUCCAACAAUUUCACAUGCUGUACCUUACCUGUACAAGAACUCGAUUCGAGUUCUAUGCAAUGCAAACACCUCGGAAGGGUUCAAUCUCUCCAAAGAUGUGUCGUUGCCAGAAAUAUAUCUCCCUGGAGGUAAUAUGGACGGCUUGAUUGGAGGACCACCUCCGUCCAAGCGCUCGAUUUUAGUUUUCUACUCCGGAGGGAUACAUGGCUACAUUCGGGAAAUACUAAUGAAGGAAUGGAAAAAUAAGGAUCCAGAUGUCCAGAUACACGAGUACCUUCCGAAGAGCAUGUCCUACUAUGACAUGUUUAGGAAGAGCAGGUAUUGCAUUUGCCCUAGUGGGUGGGAAGUAGCCAGCCCGAGAAUGGUAGAGGGUCUUUAUACAGGAUGCGUUCCGGUACUCCUUAAAGACCAUUAUGCCAAACCAUUCAGUGAUGUGUUGGAUUGGAGUACAUUCUCUGUCGAUGUUGCAGUGAAAGAUAUCCCUAAUCUGAAGAAAAUUUUGACGGCCAUACCUCAAGAGCAGUACAUAAAAAUGCAGAGAGCAGGAAUUCUUGUAAGGAGGCAUUUUGAGGUUAAUAUCCCUCCCAAGAGAUAUGAUGUUUUUCACAUGAUACUUCAUUCAAUCUGGCUCAGAAGAUUAAAUAUUCAAGUUCGUGAUAUAAAUGAAAUAUGAGUAACUAAUACACGAUGUUGAAAGCCUUAUGUACACCAGUUUCGUAAGUUAUAGUAUUCAUAAUGUGUUUGCUCCACGUUUAAGUCGGAGAACAUAGGAAUUUGUACUGCUAUUUAGUGUUGUAAUCAAUCUUGAAGUGUAACUCUUACAAAUUGUUUCUCAUGUUUCUAGCCAAACACUUGGCAUCGCCGAAUGAUGCAUGAUCUGGAAUAAGAAGAAUCUGUGAUGUA